AUGACGAAAACAUUUGUGAAUACCUCUCCAAAUGCACUAAUUAAUGAAAACUAUUAUGAAGUACCAAAUAUAGCGACGACAUCGUUCAACAUCAGCACCGGUAGUCCAAACAUGAGUUGCAAUUAUCCAGUGAAUGAAUCAGUCAAUAGUCAUAACAAUAGGAAUCUUAACGGAACCUCAACUACACAUCUGUAUGACGAUGAAGAGCCAAAAUCUAGAUUUAGCCGAUACAUUGGUGUUAUUUUCUUAUUAGUACUCAUAUUAAUAAGUAUAGGUUUUCUAACAUUUGCUAUAUUUUAUGAUGAGAUCGUUAAUCCCGAUCACGAAACUUCCGAAGAAUACUGGGAUCGCAUUCAGAAAGAGAUCAAAAUGAGACAAAACUUGACACAAAUGACACUCAUUAACAAUAACCCAAAUCUGAUGGCCAUUACUACGGACUCGAUGACAGAACCAAUAGAGCAGAUCAUAACAUUUGAAGACUUUAUAUUCGGUCAGUUGUCUUACCGCACAUUCAAUGGUAAAUGGAUAUCAAAACAUGAGUUACUUUAUUAUGACACACAAAACAAUUUAUGUAUUACUGAUAUAAACAAUUUGAAUACAACUGUGUUAAUCAAUUAUAAAGUUGUUCGAAAGUAUCGACUGUCAGGUCUAUUACUAUCAAAGGAUCGGCAAUACCUACUGAAUACAUAUAAAUCCCGAACUUUAUACAGAUAUUCAACAUUAGCUAAAUAUAGAGUGUAUUCAAUUGUUGACCGCAAGUUAUCGGUACCUAUAGUAUCACCAGAUUUUUCAAACGAUCUCUAUCUAAACUAUGCUGAGUGGGGACCUAUUGGUUCAGAAAUAGUGUUUGUUCACCGAAAUGAUAUCUAUUUUAAAGCCGACGUCAAUUCAGUAGCCAUCCGACUAACACAUACGGGUAGUCCCGUUAUAUAUAAUGGCGUUCCGGAUUGGGUUUAUGAAGAGGAGAUAAUAUCCGGUCCAAAGGUGUUUUGGUUGUCUCCCGGGGGCACAAAGUUAGUGUAUCUUACGAUUAAUGAUACUAAUGUAGAUGUCAUGACUUGGCCCGUCUAUGGAUAUAAUAAUCAAUAUACAAAAGUAGAGUCAAUUCGAUAUCCAAAACCUGGUCGACCCAAUCCUAAAUGCAAUUUACAUUAUAUUGAUUUACAUGAAUUACAUUCAACUAACAUCUCAUUUGUUGAUCAACUAACAGUAAAUGUGAUGCCACCGCAAGAUAUAUUAAAUUUUGGAGAUCAUUAUUUUACGGCAUUUCAAUGGAUAGACAAUAAUUUAUUUUCAGUAAAUUGGAUGAAUAGGGCACAAAAUUAUUCAAUGUUAACCACAUAUAACACUGCAAACAAUAUGAAACUCUUAUCCAAUUUUAAGCUCCAGUCAAACAUAGGUUGGAUUGACUUAUUUAGUCCACCGAUAGUAUUGCCCGAUAAGAAAUCUUAUGCCAUACGUGUUCCCAAACUUAUUGACAAAAAACAUGAUUUGUUUAAUCAAAUCGCCAGUGUUUCAGUAAUGACGGGUGAGUCUACAUUUUUAACAUCAUCACUGUUUGAAGUCACAAAUAUCUUAAAUGUUAACAAAGAAACCAAUAGAAUCUAUUUUAUGGCUGUUGACCCUUUGAAAACAGGGGAAAAACAUUUAAUGAGUGUAACCAUUGACCAAAUUGGUAACAGUGCAGAACCAACAUGUCAUACAUGUCUUAUGAAUACACAUAUGGAUGACAAAAAUAAGUCAUGUCUUGUAAAUGAUAUCAAUUUUAGUGAAGGCUCUCAAUAUUAUGUGCUAAACUGUUUGGGGCCUAAUAUUCCCCGUUCAGAGAUUAGGCGCACAUCCGAUGAUACACUUAUGUUAAUACUAGAAGAAAAUAAAGCAUUGGCUGAAAAAAUCAAAGAUGUUAAUAUGCCUAAGAAAAUAUUAAUUAAAGUUCCCGUUGGAAAUUACCAAAUCGAUGUAAUGCUUAUAGUUCCCCACGAUUUUAAUGAAAAAUCUGGCAAAAAAUAUCCACUAGUUUUUCAUGUUUAUGGAGGACCGGGAAGUGAAGACGGAUCAGUCAAUCAUAACUACUUUUACAAUGGUUUUGAAGCCUUUCUGGUGGCCAACAGGAGUGUUAUUUAUGCAAAGUUAGACUCAAGAGGUAGUCCCAAUCACGGAUGCAAAUUCAUGUAUGAAAUCUAUAGAAGAUUGGGUUCGGUUGAAGUUGAAGACACCAUAGCUGUGGCCAAAUAUAUGAGAGACAAAUUAGCAUAUAUUGAGCCAAAUUCAAUAUCACUAUGGGGGUGGUCGUAUGGAGGAUACCUCACAACUAUGGCUUUAGAAAUGGACUACAAUAAUACCGUAUUUAAAUGUGGAGUAGCAGUCGCACCAGUAUCUGAUUGGAUGUAUUAUGAUUCAGUAUAUGUUGAGCGUUAUAUGGGUUUCCUCACACCCGAUGAUAACCACAAUAACUAUGUUAAGUCAUCCACUUUGGAUAAAGUUAGUCAUUUGAAUGGCAAAAAGUAUUUGAUUAUGUUUGGCACCGCUGAUGAUAACGUGCACACAAUGAACUCAAUGAUGUUAUUGAAGGCCAUGAAUGAGGCAAACAUCAAGUAUGAGACACAGAUAUAUCCGGAUAAUAGACACUCUUUGCAAAAGUCUAUGUUUCAUAUGUAUAAAAGAUUAGUUGAAUUUUUCUACCGGUGCCAUCACCAACAAUACUAUAAUAUAGUCAAAUCUAAUUAAAAUCAAAUUUUGUUU
This is a messenger RNA of Oppia nitens, 2742 nucleotides long. RefSeq names its product venom dipeptidyl peptidase 4-like. The transcript has 12 exons. The record is from RefSeq and is a predicted model, not a curated record. Gene Ontology annotation, molecular function: dipeptidyl-peptidase activity; serine-type peptidase activity. Gene Ontology annotation, biological process: proteolysis. Lineage: Eukaryota; Metazoa; Arthropoda; Arachnida; Sarcoptiformes; Oppiidae. Bases 1 to 2727 code for a protein of 908 amino acids.